Suncus etruscus (white-toothed pygmy shrew) is the source of this 2745-nucleotide messenger RNA. It is a transcript of the gene CRAT, whose product is annotated as carnitine O-acetyltransferase. NCBI's taxonomy places the organism in Eukaryota, Metazoa, Chordata, Mammalia, Eulipotyphla, Soricidae. Bases 211 to 2091 code for a protein of 626 amino acids. Gene Ontology annotation, biological process: carnitine metabolic process, CoA-linked. Gene Ontology annotation, molecular function: carnitine O-acetyltransferase activity. The transcript is spliced from 14 exons. Gene Ontology annotation, cellular component: peroxisome. The record is from RefSeq and is a predicted model, not a curated record.
CCCGAGGCCCCGCCUCCAGCGUCACCUCCCCCGGGGCGGCCACCCCGACACUGCCCGGGUGGGCGCGGGGCCACUCGACCUGCUGGCGUCCUGCCGUGACUCGGACACUUGGCCCGGAGGCUCUAGCGAGCACCCACCGACCACAGGACUUUGCCCAGCGCCAGGGGUGGAGCGGACCGUCCGGGCGGCGUCCCCAGGCUGGCCAUAAACAUGUUGGCCUUCGCAGCCAGGACGGCGGUGAGACCGCCCGGCCUCCUCAAGCCCAGGGCCCUCAUGAAGACCGUCAGCCGCUUCAAGGCCCACCAGGACUCUCUGCCUCGCCUGCCUGUGCCCCCUCUGCAACAGUCCCUGGACCACUACCUCAAGGCUCUCCAGCCCAUUGUAAGCCAGGAGGAAUGGGCCCAGACCAAACAGCUGGUGGAGGAGUUCCAGACAUCUGGGGGUGUCGGGGAGCGUCUGCAGAAGGGGCUGGAGUGCCGUGCCAAGAAGUCAGAGAACUGGCUGUCUGAGUGGUGGCUGAAGACGGCCUAUCUCCAGUACCGCCAGCCUGUAGUCAUCUACUCCAACCCCGGCCUCCUCUUGCCCAAGCAAGACUUUGUGGAUCUGCAGGGUCAGCUGCGGUUUGCUGCUAAACUCAUCGAAGGGGUUUUGGACUUCAAGGUCAUGAUUGACAAUGAGACCCUGCCCGUGGAGCACCUGGGCGGCAAGCCAUUAUGCAUGAACCAGUACUACCAGAUCUUGUCAUCCUGCCGCGUGCCAGGCCCCAAGCAGGACUCAGUGGUGAACUUUGGCCGAGACAAGAAGCCACCCACCCACAUCACCGUGGUUCACAACUACCAGUUCUUCGAGCUGGAGGUGUACCACAGCGACGGCUCUCCGCUCACGACAGACCAGAUCUUCGUACAGCUGGAGAAGAUCUGGAAUUCAUCCCUGCAGACCAACAAGGAGCCGGUGGGCAUCCUCACAUCCAACCACCGCAACUCCUGGGCCAAGGCCUUCAACACCCUCACCAAAGACAAAGUGAACCGGGACUCUGUCCGCCGCAUCCAGCAGAGCAUCUUCAUGGUGUGCCUGGACGCACCCAUGCCGCGGGUCUCUGACCACACGUACCGCAGCCACGUAGCCGGCCAGAUGCUGCACGGGGGUGGUGGGCACCUCAACAGCGGCAACCGCUGGUUCGACAAGACGCUACAGUUCAUCGUAGCUGAGGAUGGCUCCUGCGGGCUGGUCUAUGAGCAUGCGGCCGCCGAGGGGCCCCCCAUCAUCACCCUCGUGGACCACGUCAUGGAGUUCACGAAGAAACCCGGGCAGGUACAGUCAGGGAUGGUGCCCCUGCCUAUGCCCAAGAAGCUGCGCUUCAACAUCACGCCUGAGAUCAAGAGUGAUAUCGAGAAGGCGAAGCAGAACCUCAGCAUCAUGAUCCAAGACCUGGACAUCACCACGCUGGUGUUCCCCCACUUUGGCAAAGAUUUCCCAAAGUCCCAGAAACUGAGCCCCGACUCCUUCAUUCAGAUGGCGCUCCAGCUGGCCUACUACAGGAUCUAUGGGCAGGCCUGUGCCACCUACGAGAGCGCGUCCCUGCGCAUGUUCCACCUGGGCCGCACUGACACCAUCCGCUCGGCCUCCAUGGACUCACUGGCCUUUGUCCGGGCCAUGGAUGACGCCGGCACGACGGAGCAACAGAAGGUGGACCUGCUGCGGAAGGCCAUACAGUCACAUCGAGCCUACACGGACCGAGCUAUCCAUGGGGAGGCCUUCGACCGCCACCUCCUGGGCCUGAAGCUGCAGGCCAUCGAGGACCUGGUGAGCAUGCCUGACAUCUUCAUGGACACGUCCUACGCCAUUGCCAUGCACUUCAAUCUCUCCACCAGCCAGGUCCCUUCCAAGACCGACUGUGUCAUGUUCUUCGGGCCCGUGGUCCCGGAUGGCUACGGUGUGUGUUAUAAUCCCCGGGAAUCCCACAUCAACUUCUCCGUGUCUGCUUACAACAGCUGCGCUGAGACCAGCGCCCAGCGCCUGGCGCAACAUCUGGAACAGGCACUGCUGGACAUGCGAGUACUGUUGCAACACCACCUGCAGGCCAAGCUCUGAGCCACGCACUGUGCCUGGCCCUGUGGCCAAACCAAGCACCUUUUGGGGUGUAUCUAGCCCCAGCUCUGGCCACUGCGGGACCCCCAUCCUGGGCCCAGCAGGACAUCAGGCCCAGGCACCCAAGUGCCCGCCUCGUGAAAGCCUCCUGGAAGGUGAAGAGGCUCAGCCAGUCUCUGCAGAAUGCCCACAAGGUAUCGGCCAUUAGUGGAGUUUAGCUGUGGACAGUCUCUGCCAUGGAUGCAGGCACACCGGGUCAGCACCCCCAACUUGCCCAGGACCUAAGGACAAUGAACUGAAAGUAGAGGGUCCCUGGGCCUCUCCGGGCUGAGCACAGACUCCCCGAGUUCACUGCCCAUCCUUGGAGGCAGUGGCUGAGGCGGCCCCUGCCCACAAUUCCGGAACCAUAUUUGCUGUAUGACUGUGACAGGAACAAUCAAAGGAAAGUGGCGAAGAGGUUUUGGCUGAGAGGGCCACAGCUUGGUCUGGAGCUGCUGUGGGGAAGCGGGAGGAUCCCUCCCGGGAAGCCGUGAGGUGAGAUCUAUCUUAGAUAGGGUCUCCUAUCUGUAAGCACCAGCGUUGACCCGACUACACCCAGUGAGCAGCAGGGCCAAGUGGGUGACUAUAAAAUAAAAAUCAAAAUCCAUGAGCUGGUGA